AUGGAGCCGAUCCUGGGGCCUGGCCCUCCCCUGCCACCACCUUUCAGCCUUCUUCUAUUACUUGGUCUCCUUGUCAUUGGGGUCUGGUCACUGUUGCCUGGGGAUCGAAGGCGGGAGCUGUUGCCAGCCAAGCUCAGCGAGACUUUAAGGCAGCAAAAAGUACCAGGGAGCCAAAAACUCACAAAAGUUCCACCUCCACAUUGGGAGGAAAAUCUUCAGAUGGGAUGUACAGGAGCUGACCUGGCCUGUUUUUCAGGGCUCCCUGUGGGCUGGGCCCAGAAUUAUACUCUCUGGUCAAUGGAUAGGAGCCUCCAGCAUAUUUUCCAGCACCUGGACAUUGCAAGAUCCAGCCUCAUGAGCUUGUCCUCAUCUUCACAAAUGACCUCGACUUCUUCCUCCAGCUCUUCUACUACUGGGCCUCAGGACUUGCAAACCCUGACAUGCUACAAAUGCCACAGCCCAGAGUUUUCUAGAGUUCAGAGAACUUCUUCACUUCACACUAAUCUCAGUGCAACUCAAUCCCUUGCCUACAUUUUUAGAGAGAGCCUACAACAUCGGAGCCUCAGUCUACCUAACCCCUCCAGAAAUUAUUCUGGACAAGCAAGGGUGCUUUCUCUGCCUCCUUUUCUGCUUCCUCAAGGUAAAAAAGACACCACAGAGAAGAAUAUUUUUUUGGACAACUCUAACUCCGUUCAAAGGCUCUGUGAGACCAAAGCAGCAGAGGAAGAGAAUGACAGCUGGGUCCCCAAGGAGACCAGGAAUUCCUUGGAGCUCCAUAUAAGGAGAAAGAUUGCCCAACGUUUGGCAUGUCCUCCAAUUUUCAGAACCAUAAAGCUUUCUAUCAGUCCACAUCCUUUGGCCUAUAGCCCUAUCCGAGAGAAGAAGACAACAAAAAAGAGGGGAGGAAAUAAAGUUUCAAAUCCUCCAUCUACAAAUCUUCAUGAGAGACCCCGGCUCCCAUGCUGGGCUCCACUUCAACUUUCACAUUCAGCCCGGGGGGUCCUGGAGGGGCACAUGGCCUGGAAAGUAUGUACACUGAGGGCCCAGAGAGUACCCACAGCUGUGAAGCAGUCAUGGGCAAUGCUGAACUGUGUCAUUAAAGUACAGAAUGAAGGCCAUAAACCUCAAAACAUUGCAAAGGGUACCAACAAAAAAUCUCCAGAUGUUUCAGACUGCCUAUUCCAGACAAGACUAACAACUCCAAAAUCAUCGAAAGCAGACAGCCAGCUCCAGCCAAGACCCUCAUUUAUUACACAGGAUACCUUUUGCUCAGGAGUGGAUGUCAUCCCAGGGGAAGCCACGUUCCUGAAAGAGGAUGUAAAAAAGAGGUUGGAACUUUGUAUCAAGAAGAAUGUCAACUGUCUUCUAAAGAAGGCCACAGAGCAACAAGAGGAGGAUCCAAAGGAGAAUGAAGAAUUGAGCACCAGGUUAAAGCUUCAAGUUGUAGGCACGAUGAGAUCACCUCCACCUAUUGAAUCUGUGCCAUUGGGCCCAAGACCCCAGGUUCAAGUCAAUGAUUCUAAAGGAUUGACUCCAGAGUCAUAUGAUCAAGUUACAGGGUCAGGGUCAGGGCCACAGGUUCAAGAGCCACAGACUCAAGAUACAGAUGAGGUGGAACUAACUUCAGUGCCACAGAAGCAAGACAUAGAUUCUUUGGAGGUCAAAAAUUCAAGUUCAAGUGUUCAAGAUAUGGAUUCUGUAGCAACAACCCCAGGGCCAGAGAAGCAUGAUACCGAUUCUGUGGAGCUGACCCCAGGAUCAUUGGUUCAAGAUGUGGAUUCCAAGGGGCCAACCUCAGGACCACAGAUUAAAAAUGGGGAUUCUGGAGGGCUGAUCCCAGGGUCACAGGUCAAACUCACAGAUUCCAAAGGGGAAAUCCCAGAAUCCCAGGUCAAACUCACGGACUCCAAGGGGCUGAUCCCAGGGUCACAAGUCAAACUCACAGAUUCCAAAGGGGAGAUCCCAGGAUCACAGGUCAAACUCACAGAUUCCAAGGGGCUGAUCCCAGAGUCACAGGUCAAACUCACAGAUUCCAAGGGGCUGAUCCCAGAGUCACAGGUCAAACUCACGGAUUCCAAGGGGCUGAUCCCAGAGUCACAGGUCAAACUCACAGACUCCAAGGGGCUGAUCCCAGAGUCACAGGUCAAACUCACGGAUUCCAAGGGGCUGAUCCCAGAGUCAGAGGUCAAACUCACAGACUCCAAGGGGCUGAUCCCAGGGUCACAGCUCAAACUCACAGAUUCCAAGGGGCUGGCCCAAGGGUCACAGGUCAAACUCACAGAUUCCAAAGGGCUGAUCCCAGGGUCACAGCUCAAACUCACAGAUUCCAAGGGGCUGGCCCAAGGGUCACAGGUCAAACUCACAGAUUCCAAAGGGCUGAUCCCAGGGUCACAGCUCAAACUCACAGAUUCCAAGGGGCUGGCCCAGGGGUCACAGCUCAAACUCACAGAUUCCAAGGGGCUGAUCCCAGGGUCACAGGUCAAACUCACAGAUUCCAAGGGGCUGGCCCAAGGGUCACAAGUCAAACUCACAGAUUCUAAGGGGCUGAUCCCAGAGUCACAGGUCAAACUCACAGAUUCCAAGGGGCUGGCCCAAGGGUCACAAGUCAAACUCACAGAUUCUAAGGGGCUGAUCCCAGAGUCACAGGUCAAACUCACAGAUUCCAAGGGGCUGACCCCAGGGUCACAGGUCAAACUCACAGAUUCCAAGGGGCUGAUCCCAGGGUCACAGCUCAAACUCACAGAUUCCAAGGGGCUGAUCCCAGGGUCACAGCUCAAACUCACAGAUUCCAAGGGGCUGAUCCCAGGGUCACAGCUCAAACUCACAGAUUCCAAGGGGCUGAUCCCAGGGUCACAGCUCAAACUCACAGAUUCUAAGGGGCUGAUCCCAGGGUCACAGCUCAAACUCACAGAUUCCAAGGGGCUGGCCCAAGGGUCACAAGUCAAACUCACAGAUUCUAAGGGGCUGAUCCCAGAGUCACAGGUCAAACUCAUAGAUUCCAAGGGGCUGACCCCAGGGUCACAGGUCAAACUCACAGAUUCCAAGGGGCUGAUCCCAGGGUCACAGGUCAAACUCACAGAUUCUAAGGGGCUGAUCCCAGGGUCACAGCUCAAACUCACAGAUUCCAAGGGGCUGGCCCAAGGGUCACAAGUCAAACUCACAGAUUCUAAGGGGCUGAUCCCAGAGUCACAGGUCAAACUCACAGAUUCCAAGGGGCUGAUCCCAGGGUCACAGGUCAAACUCACAGAUUCUAAGGGGCUGAUCCCAGGGUCACAGCUCAAACUCACAGAUUCCAAGGGGCUUGCCCAGGUGUCACAGAUUAAACUCAAAGAUUCCAAUGGGCUGAUCCUAAAGCCACAUCUUCAAGUCAUAGAUUCUGUAGAGUUGACCCCAAGGCCACAUAUUCAAGCUGUAGACUCUGUGGGAUUGACCUCAAGGUCAAAGCUUCAAGUCAUAGAUCCUAAGCAAUUAACUCUAGAGUUGCAGUCACCAGUUGGGGAUAUCCUGAGCUCCACACUUCCAUACAUUUUAGGUUCUGAUAGGAUUGCUGCUAAACUGAAACAAGGAGACUUGAAUGAGAAUAUAGUCCUUCAAAAGUCCUUUAUUUUCAGAAUAUCUAGCAAAUUUUCCAAAACAGCACAACCUUCAACUCUUCCCAGGCCUCUAUCUGUGCAACUCUUACAUUCCUUACGGCAAUGGAGGCUGAGACCUCGAUGCCUAUUCCAGGCUCCUUUACUCCCAACUUGGAGAUCAGAGAAUAGUUUUUGCCAGGAAGGUUUAAGGACUCCGAAAGCCCUAAAACCAAGUAUUUCAAAGAGGCAAGUGAAGGCUCAGGAGCAGGGAAUUUCAAAGGGAAAAGUGGCAAGGAGAAAAUCAUCAUCUACUGCUUCCAUGCUAAGGAAGAACCUGUGGGCUAAGAUGCAGCAAGCACAUCCUAUCCAAGAGGCUCAUGUCCAAACACCACCUCCAGUUUCCGAUCCAUAUGCCCCAAAUGGGCAUUUUUUUACACCAAGACAAACAGUUUCCCACAGCUGUCAAGGCAAGAUUAUGGGUACCCCUCCUAGGACUUCACUUUCACAGAGAGACAACCUACGCCAACUCUGUAAGAAGAAUUUAUCCUUCAAUGAACAGCUAGAGAAUUCCAGGCCCAGUACCUCUCAAGACUAUCCCAACUUGACCACAAAAAAAGCCCAAGGCAGCACUGAACCUAUGGAGGAAAGGAAGGAAAGGGAACAAAUCCCCUCAGAGUUAAGUGAGCUACCUCAGAGUACAAGUCCACAACCGCCUUCCUCCCACAAGGUACCUAGUCCUGAGGAGAACCCUGCUUCAGUGGAACAGAAUGAAAAACCAGAUAUCUGCUCACAGAUAAGAACUUCUGAAUCUCAGCCUAGGCCUCUGUCAGUAACUUCUUCCCAUGAACAGACACAGCUAUUACGGGAUCUGCAGCUGAAAAUAACACAACGGCUCCUAAAGAAUCAACUGUCUCCACAUUUUACUUCAUCCCUAACUACAGGUAUGGUUCUACAGUACCCCAUCUGUCUGCAGUGUGGCAGAUGUUCAGGCCCCAGUUGCCCCCACAAGUUCCAAGACACUGUUGGGCCUUGGCUUCUUAUCUAUCCACAGCUCCGCCUUUUUCGUAACUCUGAGGGACAUGGGGAGUUUCGGGUUCACCUUGGCUUUCGGUUGAGAACCCGAAACCAAACCCAAACCCCAAAAGAGCAAAGAGAAGUAGGGCCUUUGGUGUCAAUGAGACAUGCAUCAUCACAGUCUGACCCAUCAGAGAAGGAGAGGAAGGGUAAGGUCUGUACCUGUCAUGUCACCAAGAAAAAUUUUACUCUAAGCCCCUACCCUAAAACAGAUAUAGCACUUAAGCCUUUCCAGCCUCUGGAACCUUCUCAAACUCCUGGACCUAUUCAGGUCCAUAUCAAAAGAAAUUUACCUGGCAGGAGAGUAGAGGUUGUAAAAGCAGAAAGUGGAAAGUCUGAGCAUGACUUUACAAUACAUUCUUUACUGGACACUGAUAGCGAAGGUGGCUUGGCUGGAGAUGAAGCUAAACAGAUCCUUGACUCAGAACAAGUGAAGACCCCCAAGGAGAUCAGAACUACAACUCAGAAAAUUGAAAGAGUGCCGAGACAGAGCACCCCCAAGGCUAGAGAGAUACAUCGAGAGAGAAGGACUAAGGAAGCCCAGAAAGUAGCUCCUCCAAGCAGACAUUCUGAGAAGUCCACGGGAUUCAUGCAAUGGCUCUGCCUCUGCAUAAAGAGAGCAUUAGGUAUGGCUUAUCCACAAACGCCUUCGUUCCAACAGAUGCAGGCUCCUAGGGCAAGCCCAUACAGGCAGCAACGCUCAGUUUUCCCUGAACAAUCUCAUGUCAAACAUGAUUCCAAAAAUCAGGGCAAGCAGUUGGUCAAGUCUCUGGACACAACUGGUCUAGACACUAAAAUGGAGAGGAAAAAGCCAGAGAGAGAUGACAAGAAAACAGAAGUAUUCAGACCACUUCGUAGGGUUCCAGAGAGUAUAAAGAUUAACCAAUCUAGAUCUUUUCUUAAAUCCGCACCCAAAUCUAGACCGUCCCGCAGGUCCCCAUCCCCAGUUCCAAAAAGUAACAAGAUUCCCCAUCCUAGAAGGGCCCCAGUUCCACAGAGCAACAAGAUCUCCCAUCCCAUACCACCACACCAGUACACACCUCCAGCUCAAAGGAAGUGUUGCGGUGGAUCUGUAAAGAAACCCAAUAAAACUAAACAAACUAGCCAGGGAGAUAAAGUCAUUCUAAGAGGACCAGCGUUAAAACAGAAGAUUCCACAGCCAGAUGCUCAGGGUGAUAGAACAGGGAGGAUGUCUUGGAAGGACAUCCACAGUCAGAGAGCAGCCGGCUCAGUUCCGUGCCCUGAGGCAAAGAAGAUCCGGGAGAGCAACAAAAGAAAAAUCUAA
This is a messenger RNA of Trichosurus vulpecula (common brushtail), 5931 nucleotides long. It is a transcript of the gene SPATA31H1, whose product is annotated as chromosome 3 C2orf16 homolog. Bases 1 to 5931 code for a protein of 1976 amino acids. Lineage: Eukaryota; Metazoa; Chordata; Mammalia; Diprotodontia; Phalangeridae. The record is from RefSeq and is a predicted model, not a curated record. The transcript has 6 exons.